AUGGCAGUGCCUCAGCUGGGAUACGGAGACGUGGUCACGGCCGGCAAGGGGUCGGCGAUGACCGGUCUGCAGGCGGUGUUUGUGGAGAGGCGAGCGGCGAUGCUGGGCUCGCCCGGAGCCGCGCUCAGUCUGGGGGUUCCCCCGCCUCUCCACGCUCUCCUAGCUCGCCACCCCGGCACCUAUCCCAUUCCACACGGAUACAGCCUGCAGCCGUAUCCCGAUCUCAGGCAUCUCCCUCAUCUGGCUUCGCACUACGAUUUGAAGGCAGGCGGCGUCUAUUCCCAGGCCAGUUUUGCUCCGGCCGGCGCUCUGUACUCUCCCUAUCGCCCGCUGGCUCACGGGGAUGCGGGACGAGUGAAGAACGCAACCCGAGAGAGCACCAGCACCCUGAAGGCGUGGCUCAACGAGCACCUGAAGAAUCCCUACCCAACCAAAGGGGAAAAGAUCAUGCUGGCCAUUGUCACCAAGAUGACCCUGACUCAGGUCUCCACUUGGUUUGCCAACGCCAGGAGGCGACUAAAGAAGGAGAAUAAAAUGACGUGGGUGCCCAAAACCAAAUCGGACGAGGAGGAUAGCGAGAGCGACGACGAAGAUGAUAAGAAAGAGGAUUUGAACAAGGGAAAGGAUGGGAAACCAUGUAAAGAUGGACUGGAGCCAUCUUCCACUGGUUGUGAAGGCAGGGCGCUGGGCAAGGAUGCCACAGGCUGCAACAAGGACGGAGAUAACGGGUUGAGACCAACAAACUUGGAGCCAACCGAGAUGAGGAAUUCGGAAUUGAGCGCAACUGAGGAGGAAGUCGGUGCAAAGGUGUCAGUCAGCACUGGACCCAGAGAGGGCACCGCUACUCUCAAACCCAAGAUAUGGUCUCUUGCGGAAACUGCUACUUCAGACCUUGGGAAAGGCAAUCGGCUUGCUGUAAGCAGCGACCAGCCAGUGCCUCCGGCCGCCGUCGGUCACUAUAGGAUCUGGGCUGGCGCCUGCUUUGCGGAGGGGCAGCUCUUGCUAAACAACCAUUGCAGGAGGGAGUCUGAGAGAGAACUUGUAGGUCCUGACCAAUGAGAAAGGGGCGAAUGCAACUGGAAAUCCGAACCAGGGGAAGUUUUGUCGGUGUAAUGAAUUCCCGAAACUCUGCACUUCCACCCCGCCUGGCGACCUCUCACCACGACAAUUACGCCUGUCAGUUGUGAGAAUGAGCGUGAACCCACACAGUUCCUCAGUAGCCGUGGGUUAAAGGAAGCGGGCGAUGGCCCAGGGGAUUAAUUUAUAGCAAUUAUCGCGUUUUUACUACAAUCCUCGACAAUUAACACAGCUGAUUUUUCUUUAGUAAAGGUCAACAUUUGACCAUUCCCUUCACACUGCUAAACGCACAAAGCCACACAGCUGGACGUAGAGGGCAUUUUAGCUAAAGAUGUAUCAAUAUUAUAAAUAGUCAUAUGUGUAUAGCUAGUUCCUAAACUCUCUUGGUCUACACAUCAGACACAAACGGCUGGAUGUUAUUGCAUGGUGCAAACGCACGCAGUGAUCUCGUUAAACUAGUAACCCGAUGCAAGCGGGAAGUAGAUAUCCUACAUUGACUUGAAGGUUCAACUAUCAGGCGAUGUAUGUAACGUUCCAAAUUUAUCUUGAUGCGUUCCAGCUAAUUCCCAGCUCUAAUGAAAUCUGUUCAAUCACGUUUAAAUCAAAGAAGGCGGACAUGCUAGAUAUCAUUUUACUCUACUACAGAGGCUGUUUGUACUUAUGUUUUCGUUGUCCAGGAUGAGCGAAGGGAUUUUUAAAAUGUAAACUCAUCUCGAUAGCCUUUGAUCAGCGUUAAAUUACGCCAACUUGGUCUUUAUGAAAAUGUAAGAGAGGGCACUGAAACGAUUAUAAAACCUGCCUGCUUGAAAAUUAUCUCCAGGUGCUUAGAUUUCUAGGGCUUCCCCUCACCCCAAACAUAAAAAGAGCGAUUCUAAUUUACCGACACGGAAGCUUUUAAGGAGU
Molecule: messenger RNA, 1980 nt
Organism: Hypanus sabinus (Atlantic stingray)
Lineage: Eukaryota; Metazoa; Chordata; Chondrichthyes; Myliobatiformes; Dasyatidae
Gene: irx7
Product: iroquois homeobox 7
Exons: 2
Coding region: 1-1059 (352 amino acids)
Biological process (GO): regulation of transcription by RNA polymerase II; cell development; neuron differentiation
Cellular component (GO): nucleus
Molecular function (GO): DNA-binding transcription factor activity, RNA polymerase II-specific; RNA polymerase II cis-regulatory region sequence-specific DNA binding
Source: RefSeq, a predicted model, not a curated record